This is a messenger RNA of Closterium sp. Naga37s-1, 1209 nucleotides long. The record is from the annotation of a GenBank genome assembly. Lineage: Eukaryota; Viridiplantae; Streptophyta; Zygnematophyceae; Desmidiales; Closteriaceae.
AUGAACGCGUGCGUGCAGUGCCUUAGUCACUCCAUGCCCCUCGCCCUCUACUUUGUGCAAGAAACCGCCGCCGCCGCUAAGGGGCUUCCACCCUCGCGAACAGAGUUGGCAGGUGGCGCGUCGUCUGGUAAUCGCACUGGGUUCGCUGGAAAUGGGUUGCCGGCCGCAAUUGGCGGCGGCAGGUCAGGGGAACGGGUGGGUGCUAGGGAAGAGUCGCUGAGGGAAGCUGGCGAGGCGGUGGCUGCGGCGUUGGAGCUGUGGGCGGGGGAGGCGGCGGGCGCAAUCAGCCCCGCGGAGCUGCUGUCGAGCGUGCACAAGCACGUGCCGCACUUCGCGGGGUUCGGUCAGCACGACUCGCAGGAGUUUCUGCGAUCGCUGGUGGAUAAACUGGACGAGGAGACGCGGGGGCAGAGCGAGCUCCCAAAAUGUCACAGCCUGCCCGAAAACCUCGACCAGCUGCCCGAAGCGGAGCAAGCGGACGCCCUCUGGCGGCAGCACUGCGUGCGGUUCGCCAGCCCCAUCCAGCAAAUAUUUUGCGGGCAGCUGCAGAGCACGAUCGAGUGUCUGACGUGUCACCACCGGUCGCACUGCUUCGACCCCUUUUUGGACCUGUCUGUGCCCAUCCCCCGCCGGCGCUUCUUCUCCUUCCGCGCGCCCUCCAUCCGCGACUGCCUGGGGGAACUCCUGGCGGAAGAAACGCUGCAGGGGGACAAUGCGUACUCGUGCUCGCACUGCAAGAAGCCAAGCAAGGCCGUGAGACGACUGUCCGUCGUGCGCUUCCCCUCCAUCCUCGUUAUACACAUUAAGAGAGUCGCCUCAUCAGCUAUCUCCCUCUUUCAGAAGGACUCCACCUUUGUUUCCUGUGACCUGCACAGCCUUGACCUCUCAAAGUUCCAAAGCUCACUCUCUCGAGAACAUCCCUCCACAGAGCCUGUCAGUCCUCUCAGUCCUCCCAGCCGCCCCGAGAGCACAAGUUACCCCACCAGUCCCAGCGGAUCAGCCCCCCCGGUGUACGAUCUAUACGCUGUGACAAACCACAUGGGGUCACUCUCUUCGGGACACUACACGGCGCACUGCCGCAACCCUGCAGACGGGCAGUGGUAUCUGUUCAACGACAGCGGCGUGUCGCCCAUUGCUGCUUCUGCUGUGAUCUCCUCGUCAGCUUAUGUUCUCUUCUACCAGCUCAGGCACAAUCCCGAGGGGUUCUGA